CGCGGCGGCCGCCGGCUCUCCGGGGGCAGCGGGCGCCGCUGAUGCGGGCGCGGGGGCUGCGGCUGCUCGCCAGGGACCCGCCCGCCGGCCGCUCGGCGGGGACCAUGUGAGGAGCCGGCGGUGCCCACCACGAUGCAGAAGGGGAUGCGGCUCAAUGACGGGCACGUCACCUACCUGGGGCUGCUGGCGAAGAAGGACGGCGCCAGGAAGGGCUACCUGAGCAAGCGGAGCUCCGACAACACAAAAUGGCACACCAAGUGGUUCGCGCUGCUGCAGAACAUGCUCUUCUACUUCGAGACCGACUCCAGCUCCCGGCCCUCGGGGCUCUACCUGCUCGAGGGCUGCGUCUGCGACCGGGCGCCCUCCCCCAAGCCCUCCCUCUCGGCCAAGGACUCCCUGGAGAAGCAGCAUUACUUCACCGUUAACUUCAACCACGAGAACCAGAAGACGCUGGAGCUGCGGACGGAGGAUGCCAAGGACUGUGACGAGUGGGUUGCAGCCAUAGCUCAUGCCAGCUACAGGACCCUGGCGACGGAGCACGAGGCGCUGAUGCAGAAGUACCUCCAUCUCCUGCAGAUCGUGGAGACGGAGAAGACCGUUGCCAAGCAACUCCGCCAGCAGAUCGAGGACGGGGAGAUCGAGAUCGAGCGCCUGAAGGCCGAGAUCGCCUCCCUGCUCAAGGACCACGAGCGCAUCCAGGCCGGGCAGAGCAGCGCGCCCAGCGAUGACGACAGCGACAUCAAGAAGAUCAAGAAGGUGCAGAGCUUCCUGCGGGGCUGGCUGUGCCGCAGGAAGUGGAAAACCAUCAUCCAGGACUACAUCAGGUCGCCCCACGCCGACAGCAUGCGCAAGAGGAACCAGGUGGUGUUCAGCAUGCUGGAGGCAGAGGCCGAGUACGUGCAGCAGCUCCACAUCCUGGUCAACAACUUCCUGCGGCCGCUGCGCAUGGCCGCCAGCUCCAAGAAGCCUCCCAUCACGCACGACGACGUCAGCAGCAUAUUCCUCAACAGCGAAACCAUCAUGUUUUUGCACCAGAUCUUCUACCAGGGCCUCAAGGCAAGGAUCUCCAGCUGGCCAACACUCGUGCUGGCCGACCUGUUCGACAUCCUGCUGCCCAUGCUGAACAUCUACCAGGAGUUCGUGCGGAACCACCAGUACAGCCUGCAGAUCCUGGCGCACUGCAAGCAGAACCGCGACUUCGACAAGCUACUCAAGCACUACGAGGCCAAGCCCGACUGCGAGGAGAGGACCCUGGAGACCUUCCUCACCUACCCCAUGUUCCAGAUCCCCAGGUACAUCCUGACGCUGCACGAGCUCCUGGCUCACACCCCCCAUGAGCACGUGGAGAGGAACAGCCUGGAUUAUGCCAAGUCCAAGCUGGAAGAGCUGUCCAGGAUAAUGCACGAUGAGGUCAGUGAGACGGAGAAUAUCCGGAAGAACCUGGCGAUCGAGAGGAUGAUCAUUGAGGGCUGCGAGAUCCUGCUGGACACCAGCCAGACCUUCGUGAGGCAAGGCUCCCUCAUCCAGGUGCCGAUGUCGGAGAAAGGGAAGAUCACGCGGGGCCGGCUGGGCUCGCUCUCGCUGCGGAAGGAGGGCGAGCGGCAGUGCUUCCUCUUCUCCAAGCACCUCAUCAUCUGCACCCGGGGCUCCGGGGGCAAGCUGCACCUCACCAAGAACGGCGUCAUCUCCCUCAUCGACUGCACGCUGGUGGAGGAGCCGGAGAGCACCGACGAGGACGCAAAAGCAUCAGGGCAGGACAUCGACCACCUUGACUUCAAAAUCGUGGUGGAGCCCAAAGAUUCCUCCUCUUUCACCGUCAUCCUCGUGGCCUCGUCCCGGCAGGAGAAGGCUGCGUGGACCAGUGACAUCAGCCAGUGCGUGGACAACAUCCGCUGCAACGGGCUCAUGAUGAACGCCUUCGAGGAGAACUCCAAGGUCACCGUCCCGCAGAUGAUCAAGUCUGAUGCCAGCUUGUAUUGUGAUGAUGUUGACAUUAGGUUCAGUAAAACGAUGAAUUCCUGCAAGGUCCUGCAGAUCCGCUAUGCGAGCGUGGAGCGGCUCCUGGAGAGGCUGACGGACCUGCGCUUCCUCAGCAUCGACUUCCUCAACACCUUCCUGCAUUCCUACCGCGUCUUCACCACCGCCCUGGUCGUCCUCGACAAGCUCAUCACCAUCUACAAGAAGCCCAUCAGUGCCAUCCCCGCACGGUCCCUGGAGCUGCUCUUUGCAAACAGCCAGAACAACAAGCUGCUCUAUGGAGAGCCCCCCAAGUCCCCCAGGGCCAACCGCAAGUUCUCCUCGCCUCCCCCCCUGUCCAUCACCAAGUCCUCAUCCCCCAGCCGGCGGAGGAAGCUCUCCCUCAACAUCCCCAUCAUCACCGGGGGCAAGGCGCUGGACCUGGCUGCCCUGAGCUGCUCCUCCAACGGCUAUGCAAGCAUGUACUCCUCCAUGGCUCCCUUCAGCAAGACCACCCUGGACAUAAACAAACUGUACGUGUCCAGUAACUAUCCCAAUAAAAUCCCUGACGAAGGAGAAGCAGCUUCUGAAAAGCCAGAGGAGUCGCUGCCAGGCAAGCAGGGCUCGGAGGUGUCGGUCCGGGAGGAGUCAGACACGGAUCCCAACCACAGCGAUGAAGCAGAAGCUGAAACUUCCCCAACAAAAUCUCCGACGACUCCCAAGUCCGUCAAGUGCAAAAACUCAUCAGACUUCUCGCUGUUCUCCUACAACAACGGCGUGGUCAUGCCGUCCUGCCGGGAGCUCGACAGCACCCGCAGCGCCCUCUCCGCUGCCUCCGCCUUCGCCAUCGCCACGGCGGGCGCCAACGAGGGGACCCCCACCAAGGAGAAGUACCGCAGGAUGUCCCUCGCCAGCGCAGUUUCAGGCUUCCCGACAGACCAGCGGAACGGGGACAAGGAGUUCGUGAUCCGGAGAGCGGCCACCAACCGUGUCCUCAACGUGCUGCGGCACUGGGUCUCUAAACACUCCCAGGACUUCGAAACCAAUGAGGAGCUGAAGUUCCGAGUGAUUGGCUUCCUGGAGGAGGUUAUCCACGAUCCCGAGCUCCUGACCCAGGAGAGGAAAGCAGCCGCCAACAUCAUAAGGACCUUGACACAGGAGGAUCCAGGAGACAAUCAGAUAACCCUGGAGGAGGUCGUACAGAUGGCUGAGGGAGUCAAAGCAGAACCCUUUGAAAACCACUCGGCCCUGGAAAUAGCCGAGCAGUUGACGCUGCUGGAUCACCUGGUCUUCAAGAAGAUCCCCUACGAAGAGUUCUUUGGGCAAGGCUGGAUGAAGCUGGAGAAGAACGAGAGGACCCCGUACAUCAUGAAGAACACAAAACACUUCAAUGAUGUCAGCAACUUGAUCGCGUCGGAGAUCAUCCGGAACGAGGAGAUCAACGCGCGGGCGAGCGCCAUCGAGAAGUGGGUGGCGGUGGCGGACAUCUGCCGGUGCCUGCACAACUACAACGCGGUGCUGGAGAUCACCUCCUCGCUCAACCGCAGCGCUAUCUUCCGCCUCAAGAAGACCUGGCUCAAGGUCUCCAAGCAGACCAAGGCUCUGAUCGAUAAGCUGCAGAAGCUGGUGUCGUCCGAGGGCAGGUUCAAGAACCUCAGGGAGGCACUGAAAAAUUGUGACCCUCCGUGUGUGCCCUACCUGGGAAUGUACCUGACUGACCUGGCGUUCAUCGAGGAGGGCACCCCCAACUACACCGAGGACGGGCUGGUGAACUUCUCCAAGAUGAGGAUGAUUUCACACAUCAUAAGGGAGAUCCGCCAGUUCCAGCAAACCUCCUACAAGAUUGAGCACCAACCUAAGGUGACGCAGUACCUGCUGGAUCAGUCCUUUGUGAUGGAUGAAGAAACCCUUUACGAAGCUUCUCUGCGAAUAGAGCCCAAGCUGCCUUCCUGAGUGCGGAGCGGAGGCGGGCGGCCGCUCUGUGCACACGCUGUCCCACCCUGUAAAUACCUGUUCGUUUCUGUUGGACGCCCUGGAGUGACUUCACGUCUGUGCUUCUCCGAGCAAACCGCCCCCCCCGUUCUUAGGCCGCUCUUAGACCCCGCCUAGGGUUUCCCGCAUCAUUCUAAGGUUUCACGCACUGACACGUGGCUGGAGUCCCGGGCUCUUUCCAUGAUGAUGAUGAUGAUGAUGAUGAUGUUCUUCUUGUCAUUGGCUCUUCUCGAGGGGGCUGGCGGUGGGGCAGGGGCC
Pezoporus occidentalis (night parrot) is the source of this 4206-nucleotide messenger RNA. It is a transcript of the gene RASGRF1, whose product is annotated as Ras protein specific guanine nucleotide releasing factor 1. NCBI's taxonomy places the organism in Eukaryota, Metazoa, Chordata, Aves, Psittaciformes, Psittacidae. The record is from RefSeq and is a predicted model, not a curated record. The transcript is spliced from 27 exons. The coding region runs from base 133 to 3909 and encodes 1258 amino acids. Gene Ontology annotation, molecular function: guanyl-nucleotide exchange factor activity; protein binding. Gene Ontology annotation, cellular component: plasma membrane. Gene Ontology annotation, biological process: Ras protein signal transduction; positive regulation of GTPase activity.